AUGGAGAGCGCCUUCUUUUGCAGGCUGCGCAGCAAUUGCCCACCUGAACUCAAGAACGAUCUGGUGCUGGAUGAAGAUCACUUCACAACAGGCAAAUUCCCCACUUCUAUCGUAGCGGGGGUUGUUCUGCCCACGCCUGUCAAGCCAGGUCGAGAGCAGUACAUAGUGAACUGGUGGCCCGCAGCAAACACCAAGGCCGCGGAUGCACGAGCAAAGCAGCUCGCGGAGAUCGAGGAACAAGCAAAGCAAGCAGCGGCGGAGAGAAAAGCUGCGGCAGAAAAAGAAGCAGAGAAACAAAAGGAGAAAGAUGCCAAAGCAGCCAAGGAAGGUAGAGAGAAGUCAGACGAUUCAGGAGGUGUCAAAGCUACGGAUGACACGGGAGGGGGAACCAGUGCAGAUUCCAUUGUGGCCGAAGAGCAGAAGUACUUGUACGAGCCGUUCGAGCUUGUUACAAACAGCCGCCGCCGGCUGCAGAUCCACCUGCUGCAAUCGCUGUCAGCGGACUACCGCUGGCACUUCAACGAGCUCUUCAAGGCUUGCCAGGGUGACAAGAAGAACAUCAUCGAUGGUAUCAAGGAGAAGUGCAGCCGCAUCCGGCAAAUUCUUGGCGAGCUGCAGAUUGAGGAGGAGGUUCCAGAGCCGACUCUGGAAGAGGUCGAGGAUUCGGACUCCGUACUCAAGGUCCAGGAUCGCGAGAUUACAGUUGAAAAGUGGAUCUCGCCGGAAGAGAAAAAAGCAAGGGAAGAAGCAGCGGCCAAAGAGGAGGAGCGCUUGCGACAGCUCCGAGAGAACGAUGCUGGCCAGCGUGCAUUGGUGCAGAUGAUGGGUGGGACGCUCAAGACAAAGAAGGACCUCACCCCGUUGGAAGUCGUCCUGGACAAGGAACCAUGGAUGGAUGAAAUCCCGGAGGAAGAUAUGUCGGAAGCCCAAAAGCUAGCUUUUGCUGAGUACCAGGCAAAAGAGAAGGCCCUGGCCGAGGCGCAGGAUGCCUACCGGAAGCAGCUCUCUGCAGAGCUGAAGACACUCCGCGCUGGUGUGCAAGAGCUGACCCUCCAGUUUGAAGGCCUCUUGAAAAAGCUUCACCACGAGCGUUUCUCCCACGAUGCCAAGUUUCUUUGCCAAGAGCUGUACUGCGCGCGUUUGCAGCUGGCGCUGUUGCAAAACGUGGAGGACAACCUCGUCCGCGAGCAAGCCCAGUUCGACUUGGCAGCUGCACAACAGACAGUGCAGGCGUGCGAUGCGCGAUUCAACGCUUUCUCUGCAGAAGUCCAGAAGGCAAAAGGAGAGCAGGACGAUCGGGUGCGAUCCGAGAAAGAGGUCUCCUCGGCCCAAUAUUUCAGGCAGGCAUUUGCAAACUCGACCCUCGAGGCAAACGCCAUUACCGCCCUUCUCCAGCUGUUCCGCAGGAAGAAGGAGCCGCUGAAUCGAGCCAAGUCAUUUGCUUCAGAGAAAGAAGAGACUGGGCGGAUGCGAAGAAGCGCCUCGACGGUGGGAAUCCCCAACAAGGGGGUGCCCGGCUUCAACCUCCUGGAGGAAGCGGCCGCCGAUCCCUACCUGGAUCUGGGAGUCGAGCCUAAGGAGAAGCAACUCCAAGUUGAGGACGACAUCAAGUUCGAGGACUGCCCAGAGGGAGUUGACGAGGAGAGCUUCAACCGAAUGCUUGAGCUUCGGGCAGAGAAGCUUCGAGCAGAGGCUGAGGUUGCACGUGGUGCUGCUGUUCUCAAUGAGAUGGGCGGCUUCCUUGGCCACCUGGAGCGCGAGUGUAUGGAGGCCAAAGCCGAAAAUGACCGGCUCGAGAGGGAGCUCCGAGAGCACAAGGCGCUGAUGGGCCGAGAACUCUACGACAUCGAAAUCCUCUUCAAGCUGAAGCAGGGUCAGGUCGAAGUCCCACAGGCAGCCGUGGUCACGGACUACUCAGACGCCAUUGUAAUCGAUCAGGAGGUCGUGGAGUCACGCAAUCGGCGGAUCACGGAGCUGGGCAAGGACAAGGUGCACAUCCUCACGAAGAUCAAGGAGUUCAGAAAGUCUUUAAGCACACUGGACUGGGAGCAUGAGAUGUUGGCGCUUCAGACGACGGAUCUCGAGGAGCGUACCAAAGAUGUACACAUGCUUCGAGUGACAAAGGAUUUGCAGUCGCUGCUGAAGGGAGGUGAGGAAGGCAGAAAUAAGGCGGAAUCGGAUCUGCUGGAACGCAAGAUCGAGCAUCUAAGCGAAGCGACCGAGAAGAAAGAGCAGGCAUUGAAGAAGCAGUAUUCGAUGCUUGCCCAUGCAGCCAAGCUCAGAAAGAACGAGAAUGGAAUGCUCGAGAAGAAGCUUCGAGAACUCCAGCAGAAUGUGAUUCAGCGGGAGCACAUUCGACGCCUGCGUGCGCCCUCCGGCCAACCACAAAAGACAGGAGGUGGUGGUCGCGUUGAGGAAGAUGAGGGUGCAGCUAAGGCAGCCCACGCUGCCUUCAAAGAGUUGAGAAGCCGACAGAAGCUGAUGGAGGUGGCCAAGAAGAACACGGAGGAAAUCGAGAUCCUGCACAAGGAGCUGGACCGCCUGCGACAGAGAACCUUCCCCUCUUUCGUCCAGCUCCACGAGGAUCGACCGGCGAACCCGGACCAUCGCUGA
This is a messenger RNA of Symbiodinium necroappetens, 2613 nucleotides long. NCBI's taxonomy places the organism in Eukaryota, Dinophyceae, Suessiales, Symbiodiniaceae. The record is from the annotation of a GenBank genome assembly.